GCAAAAAAGCCAGCAAAGCUAAUAAGGGCAAAAAAGUAAAUAUAUUUAUAUCCUAACAACAACGUUCACUCAACAAUGGCGGUUUCCUUCUCCGGCAUACCGCCGACGUCGUCGAUCUUCGCGGCGUACGCCUCCGUGUCGGCAUUCAUCAUGCUCCUCCAGGCCAUGUUCCACCAGCUCGUCCCCCGCCAGCUCCAGCACUACCUGCUGAACAAAUUCCACCACCUCUGCAAGCGGCGGCGCCGCAGCUACGCCACCAUCGUCGUCGAAGAAAGAAACAGAAUCUCAACCAACGAGGUCUACUCCGCCGCCGAAACCUACCUCUGCACCAAAAUCAGGCCCAACAUCGACCGCCUGAAAAUCUCCAAGUGCCACCGCGACGCCGCCGUGAGCAUCACGUUCGCCCAGUCGGAGCGGAUCUUCGACCGGUUCGAAGACGUUGACCUAGAAUGGAUAUUCGUGAGCGAAGACAACAGCAGCAACAACAACACCAGCAAAAACGCCUCCAAGGUGUUCGACGAAAAUACCAACACAGUUUUCGUCGAAUCCAACAAGCGCUACUUCGAGCUCCGAUUCGACGGCAAGCACAAAGACAAGGUGUUGGAUUCUUACUUCCCAUUUCUGCUCAAAAGUGCUGAAUCAAUCGAAGAUGAAAAGAGAGUUAUAAAGUUGCAUACUUUAGCCUCUACAUCUGCUUACGGAUCAAUGUACGUGUGGGAUUCGAUCAAUCUCGAACAUCCUUCGACUUUCGAAACCCUAGCUAUGGAGCCGAGUCAGAAGAAAGCCAUUAUCGAAGAUUUGGACAGGUUUGUAAGAAGGAAGGAGUUCUACAGGAAAGUGGGGAAGGCCUGGAAAAGAGGGUAUUUGCUGUAUGGUCCUCCAGGUACUGGAAAAUCAAGUUUGAUUGCUGCAAUGGCGAAUUAUUUGAAGUUUGAUGUGUAUGAUUUGGAGCUUACUAAUAUUAAACGCGAUUCCGAUUUGAGGAAAUUGCUUCUCAGGACCGCGAAUCGGUCGAUACUUGUUAUCGAAGACAUCGAUUGCACAGUGGCGUUGCCCAGCCGAAAGGGCCCGACAGGCGGCCCGAAUAGCCAUGGGCAUUCUCAGCAUCCCCAAAAUCAGUUUACACUUUCAGGGCUGUUGAACUUCAUAGAUGGUCUCUGGUCAAGCUGCGGAGACGAAAGAAUAAUCGUAUUCACAACAAACAACAAAGACAAACUCGACCCUGCUCUGCUCCGCCCGGGCCGCAUGGACAUGCACAUACACAUGUCGUAUCUAACACCCGAAGCCUUCAAGCUAUUGGCCGCCACUUAUCUCACCGUCGAUCUCCACCAAGAUCAACGCCUCUCGGAAAUCGAAGACUUGAUCAAAAUCUUGAAAAUCACGCCUGCAGAAGUUGCGGAGGAAUUGAUGAAGAGCGACGAUGUUGAUACUCUGCUUGACGGGGUACUCGAUUUUCUCAAGCGCAAGUACGAAAACGCCCUUGUAAACGAUAAAGAGGUCGAUAAUGAUGAAGAUGGAGACGAAGAAGAUCGGAAAGUGAUUAGUAAGGGCACCGAUGGAGGUGUGUUUUCGACAUGUGCAAAAUGUGCGAAGAGGAGAACCAGAAGAGGAUUAAUGGAGAGUGGGAGAAGUUGUGGAAUGGUGACAAUGUGAUUUCAUCAAAUGUAUCUAUAUAUAAAUAAAUAUGCUUGCUUUGAUGUUGUUAGGAUUAAUUAAUGACUUUUAGUAUCGGCUAAUUAAUUAGGUUAAGUGUGAUGUUGUGCACUCUUUUGAACA
This is a messenger RNA of Erythranthe guttata (spotted monkey flower), 1776 nucleotides long. RefSeq names its product AAA-ATPase At3g50940. Gene Ontology annotation, molecular function: ATP hydrolysis activity; ATP binding. NCBI's taxonomy places the organism in Eukaryota, Viridiplantae, Streptophyta, Magnoliopsida, Lamiales, Phrymaceae. The record is from RefSeq and is a predicted model, not a curated record.